AUGAUGUUCAAUCAACAUUUAUCAAUCAUUGAGUAUCCAUAUCUUUUUGAAUUGGAUCUUGUUGACGCUCAUGAUGAUUAUAUCGAACAAUUUCUUGUUGAUACGAAAACCUGUUUACCAAAUGGUGUUUAUCUUUCUGUUGAUUAUCAAGCAUUGAACAGAGAGACACAAGAAUUUACAAGAAAUACAACACGAUUAAAUUGUAUAAAACUACGUUGUUUAGGUCUAAAUGGUAUAUGUGAAAUUCCUAAAUAUUGUGUGAGUUAUGACAAUCGUGGCUGUGGUCGAUCAUCAGCACCGUGGACACUCGAAUAUACAACAAUUCAAAUGGCCGAAGAUGCCUUGGAACUGAUUGAUCAUUUGCGUUGGUCUCAGUGUCAUGUUGUGGGUGUCUCUAUGGGUGGAAUGAUUGCAUUAGAAUUAGCUCUUUUGGCACCUCGUAGAAUUCUCUCACUCACCCUUAUGGCCACACACGCUGGUGGUUUGGUUGGUCAAGCACCGCUUAUUGGCCUUCGUCAUAUUAUGAAAACGUUCACUAUCCGUGACGAAGAUCAACUCGUAAACAAUGCCUUGGCCAUGCUCUACGGUCCAAAAACACUAAGCGAUCCUGACAAACGACAGUAUUUCUACGAUUAUCAUCGCGAACGUUUCAAAACUCGUGUUCCCCUAUCACCGGUCGGUAUGUUCGGUCAGAUGUUUGCCGUUCAACGACACUAUAUAAGCUAUGCUGAUCUAUUAAAAAUUCGCUAUUCCAAUUUUCCUUGUUUAAUUAUGGUGGGCACGGAAGAUCGGCUCGUACGUGAAACUAAUUCGUACAUGUUACAACGAACGCUUGGAUGUCGUCUCGUCAAACUUGAACAUGCAGGGCAUGACUUGGGAGGAGAAUGUGCCCAACAAGUCAAUGAAGAAUUAUUAGUUCAAGGUUUACAACGUGUUGAAGAUGAACACUAUUUGAAAAUAACAGCUGAUUGUAAAGCAUAUAAUGCAUACGAUUUAGAAAAUUGGAUUGGUACUGACCGUUUUCAUUUUAACGCAAAAAUAAGCGAUCAAGAUCUAAUCGAAACAUGUAUUCAUGAUGCUCAUGUUGCAAGUAUCAUGUGUAGUUACAAUACAAUUAAUGGCAUACCGAAGGAUACAGUUGCUGUAGCUCUUCAUACCGGUACAGAUCUCAACUGUAGUGAUUUCUAUUUAAAACAUACAAAAGACGCACUCGAUAACAAAACUAUUGUUGAGAAAGAUACUGAUCGUGCCCUUGAACAUACAUUCAAUGUUCUAAUUCGGCUCGGCUGGUUUGAUCCAUCUGAACAACCAUUUUAUCGACAGUUGACAAAAGCCGAUGUCGAUACACCUGAAUCACGAAAAUUAUCAUUAGAAAGCGCUCAAUAA
Messenger RNA from Rotaria sp. Silwood2, 1386 nucleotides. The record is from the annotation of a GenBank genome assembly. NCBI's taxonomy places the organism in Eukaryota, Metazoa, Rotifera, Eurotatoria, Philodinida, Philodinidae.